Messenger RNA from Brettanomyces bruxellensis, 291 nucleotides. RefSeq lists its product as uncharacterized. The transcript is spliced from 2 exons. The coding region runs from base 1 to 291 and encodes 96 amino acids. The record is from RefSeq and is a predicted model, not a curated record. Lineage: Eukaryota; Fungi; Ascomycota; Pichiomycetes; Pichiales; Pichiaceae.
AUGAUUGCAAAUGGAAAUUUAAAGUAUUCCAGGGAGACAGGAUACGGAAGACCUCAGAUGCAGCAGCCACAAAUGCAGCAACAACAACCUGGAUACUACCAGCAGCCAAUGUAUGUUCAACAGCAGCCCCAAAAGCGUAGUAGUGGAUGCUCAUGCUGUACAUGUCUAGCUGCUUUAUGUGCAUGCUACGUUGCAGAUGAAUGCUUGAGUUGCUGCUGUGAUGGUGAUGGCGGUCCAGGCGGUCCAGGCGGUCCAGGAGGACCAGGUGGCCCAGGUGGCCCAGGAUUUUAA